UGUGAUAAGAAAAGACCUAUAUGUGAAUCCUGUUCGAAAACCAAUACCAGUCAUUUAUGCAAAUACCAAGAACCAUCAUGGGAUCAUGAAACCAUUCCUCCAAGUUCCAACUAUAUGAAUGCGGCUAAUAUACCUAUGGCCUAUAUCACCAUGCCUCAGCAGAGUAGACAAAAUAGUCAAGGGAAUGUUAAUAGCGGGAAUAGCAUAAAUGCUCCAACGACAACCUCAACAACAAUCAAUCCAACAGUCAAUAAUGACCGUGCAGCUAUCAGAGAGUCAUCUAAUAGUCCAAAUGUUAAUGAGGAAUUGUUCAAAUUACGUGAAAAGAUUGAUUUUUUGGAAUCAAACCUACGGGGAAACAAUUCUGGAAUGAAUGCAUCGGCUAAUAAAGUUACUCAAAUGUCCUUUUAUGAUAGUACUGAGCCUAUUUUCGUUAGAGCUGGUAGAUUGAUUGCUUCUGGUCCUUUAUCAUUUGCCAGUAUAAUUACAAGAGAUCCAUUCUUAAGAGUUUCGUUGUUGAAAGUCCGAAAGGAGAAGAAUCAAUUAUUACCAUUACGCCAUAAAAAUUUAACUACAUCUGAUUUAGUUAAACAAUUGAUCAUUGAAGAUGAUUCAAAUGGAGUUAAGAGUGAAGGCGAAAAAUCUAAAGUUGAUGAAGCUUUCAAGACAAGGUUAAUUGAAAAUGAAGGGUUGGAUGAAGUAAAAUUGACAAAUAGACAAGAAACACAACCAUUUAGUACUAGUAUUGAUUAUGAGACUGAAACCAUCUCAAAAGUUCAGUCUAUUUUGCCAGAAGAUAAAUUAAUGUGGAUGCUUGUUGAUAAAUUUUUCAAAUCUAUUUUGGCUGGGUUUAUACCAUUUGUUACAGAGGAAAAAUUACGUGAACGUAUCAAUGAUAUAAUCAAAAUUGAUCCAAAUUCAGGGAAACGUGAAAUUAAGAUCAAUAAAAGAUUUGAUUUUGCAUAUAUUGGGAUGUUAUUAAUAAUAUUGAGGUUGACAUUUCUAAGUGUUAUUCCAACUUCGAACAAUACACCAGAUGAACAAUACAUUCUUGCAAACCCAAUAACUUUACAAUUUAUAAAUGUUGCCCAAAUGUGUCUCAAUCAGUUCAGAUUAUUAAGAAGAGGAGCAUUGCCUGUCUUACAAUGUUCUUUAUUUAUGAGAUUAUAUCAUAAGUAUGCACCAGAAGAUGGUGAUGGAUCUGAUGGUGGUGAUAGUGAAGUGUUUUUAGGAAUGUUGUUGCAAAUGGGAAACUCAAUUGGUCUGAAUCGUGAUAUGAAACAUAGUGAACCAUUGAAAAAUGAUUUCAGACUACAUAAUUUAUGGAGAAUGGUUUGGCAUGAAAUUGUUACAUUGGAUCUUUAUCAAAGUUUAACUAUGGGGAACCCUAUAUUGAUUAAUACAAAUUGUUAUGAUACAGAGCUACCUAAAUUGGAGGAUAAUGUUGCUAAUCAUAAUAUAUUGGAUAUGGGAAUAUGGAGAGCUGUUGUUGAUAAUUUUGCAGUGAAUGAUGAAGUUAAUCAAGUUGUUAAAGAUAUAUUGGAUGAUGUAUUAAAUUUGAAAAAAAUGUGUAUUUUACAGAAUUUGUUUCCCAAAAUUACCAGAUUGGAAAAUUUGAUUAAUGAGAAAUUUGUCUCUGUUGAAUGGAUUUUACAUUUGGAUAAUUCUGACUUAUAUGGAAGCAUUAUAAAGACUCAUAAAUUUAAGAAUUAUAUUGAGUUGAAGACUGCAUUAUAUGUUAUUUAUUAUCAUAUUUAUUUGAGAACAGAUGAUUUUGAGAUAUUGGUGAAAAUGUUAAAGAUCUGUAUGGAAAUCACACCAUUGAGUUUGUUAUUAACAUCAAUCAAUAACGGUAAAACUAAUUAUUUUGAUGCUAUUUUUGGAUUUGGUGCACAAUUGAUUUUAGUCCCAACCAUAUUGGUUUCUUUACAGAAAACUAAUCAGUUAAUCACUUCAUUAACAUCAAGAACUCUUGAUUAUAAGUAUAGUUAUCCAAAGACACCUCAAACUAAAUCCCAAUUGAUCAAACAAUUAAGAGAUAGACUGUUUAUUAUUGCCAAAGAUCUUCGUGAUUGUUUCUUGAUGUUAAGUUCUGUUUACUAUCAUUCAUGGAGAAUAAGUAAAUCACAAAAUCUAAUUUACAGUGUUUUGAAGAAUGAGCUUAAUAAUCUUUGGGAUAAGCAAAGUACAAUGAAUAGAGAAGCUAUUAAUUUGAACAAAGAAGUGAACCAUGUUAAAGCCAUGCCAACAAGAAAUGAAUUAAAUGAGAUGUCCAUAAACGAACUGGAAUUGAUACUUUCAAUUGUCAAGAAUCCACACUAUGAAACAAUUUUGAAGAACAAAUUGAAAAAUCCUGGUCAUAAUAAGAACAAGCCACUAAUUUCAAAAAAUAUGACAACUCCAACAACUAGUAUAUCUGGAGGUGGAUCAUCUACAGGGUCUACACCAAAUAGUUCAACUAUCCAUAUAAAGAAUUCAGAUUUGACCAAUUUAGAGAUUGACAAGUUGUGGUUCCAAAUGAUGUCCAGUAAUAACAACCAAAUGAAUAAUUCCACCAAUGUAUUGCCAGGAAAUGAAGACUUGUUGGCGCACGACGAUAACUACGCUAUGAUGGAUUUUGAUAAAUUGAUGGGAGACACUUCACCGUAUGAUAUCUUUGGAGAUAUACCAUUUUAUCAUGAAAGAUGAAUAUAUAUAUUGUUUCAGUCACGUGAUGUAGUUCUGCCAUUUCUA
Hansenula anomala is the source of this 2733-nucleotide messenger RNA. RefSeq names its product fungal specific transcription factor domain-containing protein. Bases 115 to 2688 code for a protein of 857 amino acids. Gene Ontology annotation, cellular component: nucleus. The record is from RefSeq and is a predicted model, not a curated record. Gene Ontology annotation, biological process: positive regulation of transcription by RNA polymerase II; DNA-templated transcription. The transcript has a single exon. NCBI's taxonomy places the organism in Eukaryota, Fungi, Ascomycota, Saccharomycetes, Phaffomycetales, Wickerhamomycetaceae. Gene Ontology annotation, molecular function: DNA-binding transcription factor activity, RNA polymerase II-specific; DNA binding; zinc ion binding.